AAGGCACAUUGGCAGGAUGCGGAGGUGGAUGUCCUGCUUCACCACCUGAUUGAGAAUCGGGCAUCAGGUGGUGAUGGCGGAAAUUUCUCAAUGCCUACCUACAACAGUGCAGCAGCUGCUAUCAACACCGAUGGUACGAUUCAGACAAUAGGCCCACCGAAGACGGGCAAGAUGGUCAAGACGAAGUGGACCUCGCUCAAAAAAACAUUCAAUCAAAUCGAGGUUUACCGCAACGUGUCUGGCUUCCAUUGGGACAAUGUGCGGGGAGCUGGAAUU
Messenger RNA from Suillus plorans, 276 nucleotides. RefSeq lists its product as uncharacterized. The record is from RefSeq and is a predicted model, not a curated record. The annotation marks the transcript as partial. Lineage: Eukaryota; Fungi; Basidiomycota; Agaricomycetes; Boletales; Suillaceae. The transcript is spliced from 2 exons.